AUGGCCACAUCUCAAUUGAGGGCAAUUGGUGUCCUGGCGCGCAGCGCGCGACUCCCCCAGCGCGCCUUCACCACCUCUGCUCGGCAACUCGAGGCCGCCGUUUCCGCGAAGACCACCGAGACGUCCCCCGCCCCCGUCGACGAGUCCAAGCCUGUCGAGAUCAGCCAGGCUCCCAACCGUGUUGGCGUCUGGUCCCGCAGCCAGCGCCCUCGCGCCCAGGCCAUGACUGGUCCCCGAUUCGAGCAGACCGACUUCUCUGUCCAGCCUCAACCCAAGUCUGCGAUUGAGUUGAUUCACCAGCAGCCCGUCCGAUGGACUCACGAUCGAAUGGUCGCCUGUGAUGGCGGCGGCGGCCCCAACGGCCACCCUAAGAUCUUCAUCAACACCGACAAGCCCGAGAUUUCCACUUGCAACUACUGUGGCCUGCCCUAUGCCAACGAGCACCACCGCGAGCACCUCGAAUCCCUCCCCGCGACCUCCUACCCCCUGUCAUGA
Molecule: messenger RNA, 495 nt
Organism: Fusarium keratoplasticum
Lineage: Eukaryota; Fungi; Ascomycota; Sordariomycetes; Hypocreales; Nectriaceae
Product: Lactobacillus shifted protein
Exons: 3
Coding region: 1-495 (164 amino acids)
Biological process (GO): mitochondrial electron transport, NADH to ubiquinone
Source: RefSeq, a predicted model, not a curated record